CAUGCUGAUCUACUACCUUCAGGCCAUUGCCAGAUCCCUUAAAUUCACCAACAACCAGCUGAGGAUGCAGCUUCAGACUGAGAGAACAGAAGACAAGAAGAAGGUAUUACAGCUGGCUUCAGCGAGGCUACAGGCCCCAGAGGUCCCCGGGGGGGACAGGAAGCCUGACCAGCAGGAUGGUGACAUCACCAGCCGCGAGUCGUCCAUUCGCACGCCGUCGCCACGACCCAACGGCAGUGUCACAAACUUCCAGUCGCCCGAUCGUCGCGGCAACGGCAUCCGCACCAUCACCCAGUCGGCAUCGAGGGCCGAGACCGCUAGGGCGACAUUUGCUGCUGGGGCGUCUAGAAGUCCAACAGUGUCCAUAAUUCACAAGCAAAGGCCGGAGAACAUCCCUAACAGACACCCUUCCUACCUGGGAGGCCCUAGCGGUACCUGCAGGUCCAAGUCCUACCACCAUGUGGCGUACAACCCCCCGACACGCUACUCCUCAGAGAACAUCCACUCCGACCCACUCUACAGGAAGACCAUCAGGCCCAUGCACUCCGCAGAGGCAGCUGGGAUAGUGACCGCCCAGAGCUACGUGGGCCGUCGCCCCUACACCACGCGCUACGUCAUCGUCAACGAGCACGAAGCUAGGAAAAAGUUGCUUCGAUCAGCCACACGCGUCCCUCGCCACUUCCGAGCGGAGGACCCYGUGGGUGAAAUCGUAGAGCUGAUCCCGCGGAAUAUCAAGCGGUAUACUCCAAGGGCMCCGCAUCUGCAUGGGCACCCACAUAGGUCGAAUCCGGCGCAGUCACACCUGAGUGAUGAAGAGCAGGAGGAAGAGGCAGGGGGGAAGAGGGAGUCUAGGAGGGGGUCGUUCGGGCAGACUCACCGGCCCCGCUCACUCUCCGACCUCCACCAGCCGGCUCGCUUCUACAUCGGAGAGCGCCUGGAGACCAAGCUGUCUAUGCGUCACUGGCGCAAAAAGACAGCCACACUGCUAGGGGCUGCUACGGCGGCUGAAAGCCAAAAACAGAGCCAUUUCAUGCUCAUAGACACCAAGGGGCGAGAGUGA
Salvelinus sp. IW2-2015 is the source of this 1060-nucleotide messenger RNA. Lineage: Eukaryota; Metazoa; Chordata; Actinopteri; Salmoniformes; Salmonidae. The record is from RefSeq and is a predicted model, not a curated record.